AUGGAUGAGACCAUGCCAAUCAGUAAGAAGUCAGCUUCUCAAGCUAGAAUUAAGAGGCCAGAUGAUUUAAUCAGUCCUAGCACGAAUGAUCUUCGGAAAAAUUCAUAAAUGAGAGCCAAACUACCAAAGAUUCAUAGUAAAAAGCACAUUGAUAUCAGCUAAACUCCACUUCCCACUCUUCCUUUCCCAAGAGUAUUAGGGAAAGACAUCAUCUCUCCAUUCCCUGGAAGUCAAGAUCAUUAAGCACUCAAGAGAAUUAUCGCCUAGCAUUAAGCUUAAGCUUAAGCUCUAGCUGAAAGUCAAAACAUGACCGCAUCGACAUCUCAAUAGAUAUUACAUUCAUAUAGAAAUGCAGGUCACGCUCCUUUAUUAGGCUAAUCUUAAUCAUAACUUACUUUGAAAAUCGGUAUGGCUAACCAAAACAGCCAGACUCUUAUGCAUAAUCAGUCAACUCUAUCUCUGAUAUCUCCAGCUGAUAAGACUCUAGCCAUUCUUGAGUCGCAUAAUAGAAGAAAUAACCGCACAUCACUUACUCACCACCAGUCAUUCCAGUAACUGCUUCCAUUGGAUUAGUCCAAGAUUCUCAAUAGUACUCUUGAAGGGCAAGGCUAGUAACUUCAUCACGAUUAAAGUCAAACCAAUGUCUCAGCUCUCAUCCUAAAGAAUGUUCCCCUUCCUAACUACGAGUAAAACAAACAAAUCAUGACAAUUGAUCCAGCAAAAAUCAAGCCAAAGCCCACAUCUGAUAUUAAGAAGUUUAUGGUAAGACAAGGAAUGAAACCGUCUCCCUUAGAAUUCAUCAAGCUAGUACAACUAGACCCAGAGUUUUAAAGCAGAUUCUGCUAUUGCAACAGAAGGGAAGACUACUAUGAUUUUGAAAUAGUGCCCUUCAGUGACAAAAAUGAGGCAGAGUACAUGACUGUGAGUUCUCGCGGAGUAGUUCACUUUAUCAAAGGAGAAGCCAAUUUCAUGUCGAUUCCUGAAUGGGAACGAGAGCAAAGAAUCUAUAAAAAGAUCUAGAAUAUCCCCUUCUUUAUGAAAUAUCGCACUUGGAAAACUUUCUCAGCCUGGAAGACUCUCAUGAGAAGAACCAUGAUCUUCAAGACUAGUGAUUUCCUCAACAGAGAGCUCUUCAUUCUAGACUCAGAACUUAGCAAGCCCCUCCUAGACAUCAGAAUGAAAACCUUUAACAUUCAGAAGAUGCAAAUGGUAGCAAUGAACACUGACAAGCCCAGAAACAUGCAGGAGUUCUUUGAGUUCCAAGACAAGCAAAGAAAGAGUGUCUCAGAGACCCUAAAUAAAAUCGAAAAAGAGAUAAAGAACAUUUUGAUCGAGUCUUGCGACAGCUCAAUGAGAACUUUCCGAGAGGAGAACAGAAUAUCACUAAAUGACAACCAAGAGGACGAUGACAAUGAGGAAGCUGAGCCAUUCCUUGUUGGAGAUGAAACACAUAAGCAAAUGCCUUACACUCAAGAGGCUACUACCAGAACUCACUACAAGAAACUCGCAAAGUAUAUUAGACUUACUGAUUAUAUGAUAAUUGACUCAAAACUCAGAUUGAUACAAAACUCUAUAUCGAAUGUACUCAAGAUAGUGCAAUUAGAUCUUGCUGGCAAUAGAAAAUACAUGGUUGGUGAUAAGAUUCAAUAAGUGCCACUAUUUGAAAUUACUGUAGAUUUCAGUGGAUUUGAUAUCUACUUCACGCCUAAUAAAUUUGAUGUUCGUGAUGCUAUCAAAAAUUCCAUAACUGAAGGUGUAAACACUGUGUGCAGAUAUGAGCUAUUCAUCAAUCAGGCAGAAUUUGAGACCUACAUCAAUGUUUAGGAGCAAGAGGAUCACUUAUUCGAUGAGCAGAAUGACUUGAUGUCAUUGGCAAUUGGUUCAGAGAUGCUGAUAAGAGACACAGAAAACAUCUCACUAGCAAUUGACGGAGUGUUUGAGGAAGUGAAAGACCACUCCAGAAAGUAUGACUACUUCGUCCAGAUCUACAAUGAAAACAUCACGAUGCAAGUAGAUGACUUCAGGAACAAGGACCACGAGUACAUGAAUAACACUAUCAACAAACUCAUUUCACAACAAGAAGAGAUCGAGAUCUUAGAUAUGAGAGUUAGCAUCAAGAUUGUCAGACUUGACGGUGAGAAGAUGAAGAAGAGAAUCAAGGAAAGCCCCAAGCAGUGCUGGAAGAUGCUCCAAGAUUUCAUUCCCAAGUUCUAACUAGAAAAAGCUGAGUAACUUUGUGAGAUUUUGAAAGUAGAGUAUGAGAAAGUUUCCAGAAAGCCUCAGUCAAUUGAUCAGUUUGUGGUUAUAAUGAACGACCUUAAUGAGCUUAACACAAGAGUCGACAACUUGUCCUCAAUGUUCUAGGAACUUGAAGUCUACGGCAUUCUGAUGGAGAACCACAAAAUCAAGUUGCCAGACAAGAACAAGGCAAAGCAAAAGGAAGCCUAUCAACUGUUAACUAACACCAGAAAGAAGCUAGAGGAAGGACUUGAAGCUGGUGAAGUCGAGGAACUUAAAUUCAAAAAGCAACUGAUUGACGUUGAAAUCCCCAGACUCAACAAAUAAUGCAAAGAAAUCAUGGAAACUCUGUCCGAUCCUAUGUUUGCCGAUGUUAACACUUCGUAUGAUGACGCUGUAAGGAAACUUGAAUCAGUUGGUGAAACUGUCAACUAGAUCAAGGAGAGAGGCAAACAAUUGAACCAGUAUUAAAAGUUCCUUGAACUCGAGGAAACUCCUUUUGAAUCAGUGAAUGAUGCUUUUGGCGACUGGAAUCUCAAGUAUAAGAUGUGGAAGGGACUUGACGAUUGGGUAUAUCUCUCAAGAGACUGGAUUAACACUAAGUUCUAAGCUAUCGAUGUUGAAAACAUUCAGAAGUAAGUAGAUCACUAUGACAAGGCAGCAAGAGUUUGUUCAAUUGGCCUGAGGGACAACCCAGUUACCUAGAUAUUCCUUGAUAAAGUAGAGGUUCUAAAAUCAACCAUGCCAGUAGUAAGCUACCUCAGAUCAGAUCUUUAACCAAGACAUUGGACUGAAAUCUAUGAGAUCAUCGGUAUGGAGCUAGACCUAAACAAUGAUGAGUUCACACUAAAAUCUCUUAUCGAGCUUAAUGUCAAGUAAGAGAAAGAUAAGAUUGGUGAAAUAGCCCAAAAAGCAGUCAAGGAAAAGGAACUUGAAGCUUCUUAUGAAAAGGUCUAUUCUGAGUGGAAAAAAGCUGCCUUUGAGACAAAGAAUCACAAGGAUUCUUACUAUAUUUUGGGGAGCACUGAAGACAUCAACAAUCUGCUUGAAGAAUCUAUGGUGACUCUCUCUAAUAUCUUGGGCGCUAGAUUCGUUGAUAUCAUUCGUAACGAGGUCGAGGUUCUCUAUAAGAAACUGAAUUACAUUGAAAACUUGAUGAAUGAAUGGCAAACUUUCCAAAGAACUUGGAUGUAUUUAGAGAAUAUCUUUAAUGGUUCAGAUAUUGCUUAGAAGAUGGGUCAGGAUGCCAAGAAAUUUACCUAAGUAGACUAGCAAUGGAAGGAGAUCAUGAAGGCAACUCAUAGCAACCCACUGGUGUUUAGAUUCCUGUAAAACUACAAAGAUGGCAAUCAGUAUUUGGAUGUGUUUAAAAACAACAACAAGAUUCUUGAUGACAUUCAGAAGAGUUUAGAGGUCUUGCUUGAAAAGAAGAGACAAGAGUUCCCCAGAUUCUAUUUCCUUUCUAAUGAUGAGCUUCUAAGUAUUCUUGCCGAAGCAAGUAGAGACCCAUAAUGUGUGCAACAGCAUCUAAGAAAACUAUUUGAAAACAUAAAUAGCAUCACUUUCGAGCUAGAUGAAAUCACUAAGAUUGUUUCUGCUGAGAAGGAAGUGAUUAAGAUCAAGAAAGUUAAGACUGGUUCAAACAACUCAGUUGAGAAGUGGCUGAUGACUCUGCAGGAGAACAUGAUGUUCGCAGUAAAGAAAUUCAUCAAAGAAGCUCACAACGCUUUCAGGGAGGAAGAGGAGUUUAAGAGACACAACUGGGUCAUGGAAGACCAUCCAGCUCAAGCUAUUUGCGUGGUAGCUUCUAUCAAUUGGUGUGGAAACACAGAGAACUUCCUAAAGGAUGAGGACGAUGUAAGGGAAGGUCUUGAAUGGUGGUAUCAGGAGAAUAUCAAGUAGCUUGAAGAGCUAACUAAGAUAGUCUCAAAGCCAGACCUAGAUUCAAGAAAAAGAAAGGCUGUUGUAGCACUAAUCACACAAGAUGUCCACUACAGAGAUAUAGUCGAAGAACUUAUCAAAGAAGAAGUUGAAAGCCAACAUGACUUCAAGUGGCAACAACAAUUAAGAUACUACUAUUAAAAUGAAGAGAUUGCUAUCAAGUAAGUCAAUGCUUAACUUGACUACGGAUAUGAGUACCUUGGAGCCCACACUCGUUUGGUUAUUACACCUUUGACAGAUAGAUGUUGGAUGACUAUCACAGGUUCCCUCCAUAUCAAACUUGGAGCAGCUCCAGCUGGUCCUGCUGGUACUGGUAAAACUGAGAGUACCAAGGAUUUGGCAAAGGGUCUUGGUAAAUAUUGCGUAGUGUUCAAUUGCUCUGACCAAAUCAACUACAAGAUGAUGGAGUAGCUCUUCUCAGGUCUAGCAACAACUGGCUCCUGGGCUUGUUUAGACGAGUUCAAUAGAAUCGACAUUGAAGUACUUUCAGUUAUUGCUCAGCAAAUCCUCACCAUCAGAAAUGCAAUGCUACAAGAAAGAAAAGAGUUCCAACUUGGUGAUAGACAAAUUAACAACUUCAUUCCUACAAUGGGUAUAUUUAUUACUAUGAAUCCUGGCUACAAAGGAAGAACUGAACUCCCAGACAAUCUCAAGGUACUUUUCAGACCAGUGUCUAUGAUGAUCCCAGAUUACGCCUUGAUUGCUGAAAUCAUGCUUUUCGCUGAAGGAUUCUCACAAGCCAAACCUCUAUCUAGAAAAAUGACUAAGCUCUAUAAAUUGGCUUCAGAGUAACUCUCUCAAUAGCCUCAUUAUGACUUUGGAAUGAGAGCUGUCAAGUCAGUCUUGGUAAUGGCUGGUCAGGUCAAGAGAACCUUCCCUAAAAUGCCAGAGGAUAUCGUGCUUAUUAGAGCGAUGAGAGAUUCAAAUAUCCCUAAGUUUAUCAAAGAAGAUCUUCCACUCUUCAAUGCCAUAGUUAGAGAUCUAUUCCCUAAUACACAACUUCCAGAAGCUCAGUAUGAUCUACUUAUUGAUGCAAUAAAGCAGAGCUAGGUUGAAGAGGGACUUACCCCAGAUGACGACUAGACUGAGAAAGUUAUUCAGUUCUAUGAGACCAUGAAUGUAAGAUUCGGUCUUAUGAUAAUCGGUUAAACUCUCACAGGAAAGACAACCAUAAUCAGGACUUUAAAGAAAGCUAUGAAUCUCAUUAAGAAAAAUGGACACGUAGGAGACGAGUACAAACCAGUUGAAAGUGAAACUCUCAAUCCUAAAUCUAUCUCAUUAGACGAACUUUAUGGUUCCUUUUCCCACUUAACUCAAGAAUGGACAGAUGGUCUGGCCUCUUAAUUAAUCAGAGGAUUCGUGGAGAAGCAAAAUGAGGAUAUGAAGUGGGUUAUCUUUGAUGGUCCAGUAGAUGCUAUUUGGAUUGAAAACAUGAACACUGUCCUUGAUGAUAACAUGACGCUAUGUCUGUCUUGUGGAGAGAGAAUCAGACUAAGACCUGAAAUGAGAAUGAUAUUCGAGGUUGAUGAUCUAUCACAGGCUUCACCAGCAACAGUAUCCAGAUGUGGUAUGGUGUAUGCCAGUCCUCAGACACUCUCAUGGAAGCCAAUUGUACAAUCUUGGAUUAAGUAAAUUCCAGAGAAUCUCCUCGAAGACCCUCACAGGGUUCAACUACAAUGGCUGUUUGAUACUCACAUUGAUAACACUAUUGAAUUAGUAAGAGGCAAAGGUUUCAAAGAGCCAAUCCCAACUGUUGACAACAAUUUCAUUAUUUCUAUGUGUAGACUCUACCAAUCAAUUCUUGAGCAUGUAAUUGAUAUCAAGAAGUAUUAAGGAGAGAGGCAAAAGAAAGCCAUAGUAAAGAUUUUCAUCUAUUCGUUAGCCUGGUCAUUUGGAGGAAGCAUCGACUCCACUCAUUAUUCAUCCUUCGAAGUUUACCUUGGAACAGCAUUCAACAUGAGUGACUUGCCAAAGACUUCAAUCUUUGAUAACUAGCUAGUGUAAGGCCCUGAAAUUCUAGAUUAUGCAACUUGGACUCAGAACUUGCCUAAGUUUGAGUACUCAAAUGAAAAGAGUUUCUUCGAACUUGUGGUCCCAACCAAAGAUACUGUUAGAUUCUCUUGGCUACUUAAACAAUCAGUAAUCAAUGGAAACCCAGUAUUCUUCACAGGUAUAACUGGAGUUGGUAAAUCUAUUAUCAUGAAUUCAACAAUUGCUGAAAUGAAAAAGAAACAAAACACCGAAGCAAUUAUCCUAUCAUUCUCCUCUCAAACUUCAUCCAAAGAAACUCAAAACCAGAUAGAAGAUAAACUUGAAAAGAGAAGAAGAAAUUUGCUCGCUGGUCCAAAUGGAAGGAAAGUCAUCCUAUUCAUUGACGAUGUCAAUAUGCCAGCUUAUGAUGACUAUGGCACACAGAUGCCUAUUGAGCUACUCAGAUAAUAUGUUGACUUUAAGGGUCUCUAUGACAGAGAAGGUUUAUUCUGGAAAAAGAUCCAAGAUACAACUCUAGUUUGUGCUGCAGCUCCACCCGAAGGAGGACGUAAAGUUCUCUCUAAAAGAUUCACCAGACAUUUCCACAUGAUUUGCCUUCCACCUACUUAGGAAGAAUCCCUUCAAAUGAUUUUCUUGUCAAUUAUCGAUGGGUUCUUCAAGUAAUUCAAGAAGGAAGUUCAAAUGCUUGCCAAGCCAAUGGUGGACUCAACAUUGCAGAUAUUCAACAAGAUUACCAAAGCACUCAGGCCUACUCCUGCUAAAUCUCACUAUACUUUCAAUCUCAGAGAUAUUUCAAAGAUAUUCUAAGGAGUAUGUAUGGCAAAGACUCAGACUCUGAAUAGAAGCGAUAAAAUGGUCAAAUUGUGGAUCCACGAAGCAUCCAGAGUUUUCUAUGACAGAUUAGUUUCUGCUGAUGAUAAGAAAUGGUUUACUGAGUUAGUUAUUGAGCUCAUUAAGGGUGCCUUCAGAGUAGACUGGACUCAUGCCGACCUAUUUGAAAGCAGGCCUCUUAUCUUUGGAGACUUUAUGAAGAGAGGUAUUCCAUUCGAAGAAAGAUAAUACGAUGAAGUAAAGGAUAUUGCCACAAUGAGUAAUGUUAUCAUGGACUACCAAGAAGAGUAUAACAUAGAUCAUUUGAACAAAUUCGAUCUUGUUCUAUUCCCAGAAUGCCUCCAGCAUAUCUCCAGAAUCUGUAGAAUUUUGAGACAGCCUAGAGGAAAUGCUCUUCUAGUUGGAGUAGGAGGAAGUGGAAAGCAAACCUUAACCAGAUUGUCAGCCUUCAUUGCUGAUUGCCAGUUCUCCACCUUGGAGGUUAAGAAAAACUUUAACCAAAAUGACUUCAGAGAUAAUCUAAAGAAAGCUAUGUUGCCCUGUGGCAUCAAGGGAGAGAGAACUACUUUCCUGAUUAAUGAUAACUAAAUCACCAAUGAAAGUUUCCUUGAGGAUGUCAACAACUUGCUUAACUCAGGUGAAAUUCCCAACCUAUGGCUCCCAGAAGAUAAAGAUCAAAUCACAAAUGAACUUCGUAAGGCAGCUGCAGAGAAAGGUAUAUAUGAAGGACUAUAUCAAUUCUUCUUGCAAAGAAUGCGUGAUAAUCUACACAUUGUACUUUGUCUAUCUCCAGUAGGUGAGUCUUUCAGAAUGAGAAUCAGAAUGUUCCCUUCACUUGUGAACUGUUGUGCCAUUAACUGGAUCAAUGCUUGGCCAGAAGAAGCACUUCUUAGCGUCAGUUCUAGGUUUAUUCAGAAAAUAGACCACAUCAAGGAGACUCAGUUGAAGAACAAGAUUGCUCAAAUGUGCGUCUUUGUGCAUCAGUCAGUUGAUGAAGAGUCUAAUGUCUUCUACGAGUCACUCAAGAGAAAAGUCUACAUCACUCCCAAGAGUUAUCUUGACCUCAUCAAGUCUUAUCAGAUAUUCCUUCAAGAAAAGAAUCAGCAACUCUCCGAAAGAAGAAACACUUUAUUUACUGGUCUCUCUAAAUUGCAAGAGACUAAUAAAGAAGUCAACAAGUUAUCUACGGAACUAGUUACACUUCAACCAAACUUAGAAAUCUCAGUUACAGAAGCAGAGCAAAUGUCUAAGAAACUAGAAAAAGAUAAGGUCGAAGCUAACAAAAAGAAGAUGGUAGUUGAAGAAGAGAAAAAGAUAGUCGACAAAAAGGCAGCUGAAGUCACAGCUCAGUACGACAUAGCUAUGGCUGAACUUUCAGCAGUACUGCCUAUUCUAUAAGAAGCUGAAGCAGCCUUAGAUACUCUAAACUCCAAUGAUAUUACUGAAAUUAAGAGUACCAAGAGUCCAUCAAAGGGUAUCCUGAACACUAUGAUUAUCACCUGCAUGCUUAUUGAAAAGAACUCUGACUACAAGAAGAUCACCUGGAAGAAUUGCCAAUCUAUGAUGAGUGGUUCAUUCUUCUAGAACCUUAAAACAUUCAAGAAGGACGAUGUCCCACAGAAGGUUGUAUAAGCUAUGGAUAAAUUCUGCGCAGAGAACCCAGACUUCACUCCAGAGAAUGUCAAGAAUUCAUCAAAAGCUUGCUACUCUCUCUGCAAAUGGUGUUUAGCCAUUCAGAACUAUUCCAAAGUAGCCAAGGAAAUCGAGCCUAAGAAAAGGAUGGUCGAAGCUAUGGAUGCUGAAUUGAAGAAGGCCUAGGCAGAACUUAACAUCAAAGAGAGUAAGUUGAGAGACGAGAUGAAAAAAGUUGAGGAUUUGGAGAGAAUGUACAUUGAAGUCAAAGAAAAGAAGGACAGACUGGAAAAUGAAAUUGAACUCUGCAGAUUGAGACUUGGAAGAGCCGAACAACUCACUAGUGGACUCGGAAGCGAACAUGAGAGAUGGUAGGAAAAUGUAGCAAUCUUAGACAGUAGAAUCAGAUAAUUGGUCGGUGAUGUCUUCGUGGCUGCUGCUUGUAUUUCCUACUAUGGUCCAUUUACUGGAGUAUUCAGAGAAAAGCUUGUUUAGAAAUGGGUCGAGCAAUGCCAAGAACUAGAAAUUCCAGUUUCUGAAAAGUUCAACAUGCCAGUUGUUAUGGGUGACCCAAUGGAGAUCCAGAAUUGGAACAUGAAUGGGCUACCCUCAGACUCUGUGUCAAUCAGUAAUGGUAUUAUCGUCAAGUACGGAACUCGUAAGCCACUUAUGAUUGAUCCACAGUAAUAAGCCACCAAGUGGAUAAGAACUAUGUACUCUGAUGAAAACAUCGCUAGUUCAAAAGAUAUUGGAUAGCUUAAGAUUACCAGAAUGGGAGCCAAGGACAUGAUCAAAACAAUGGAGCUGUGCAUUAAGAAUGGCUAUCAACUGCUUAUUGAGGAUAUGGGUGAGUACACUGAGCCAGCAUUUGAACCCGUCCUUCUUAAUUAAACCUUUAAGAGUCCACACGGAAGAGAACAAAUUACCUUCGGAGAUUCAACUAUUGAUUAUGAUCAGAGAUUCAAGCUCUACAUGACUACCAAAAUGCCUAACCCUCAUUACCUGCCAGAGAUGUUCAUCAGAGUUACAGUAAUCAAUUUUACUGUUACACAAGAGGGUCUUGAGUAAUAACUACUCGCUGAGAUUGUUAAGUUGGAGAACCCUGCCAUUGAAAUCAAGAAGUUAGAACUUACCAAAGCUAUAGUCAAAGAUCAGAAACGCAUGAAGAAAAUCGAAGAUGAUAUAUUGAAUCAACUAGUUAAUGCAAGUGAUAAUAUCCUUGAUGAAGAGGACCUCAUCAAUUUCUUGGAGAAAUCCAAGGUCACCAGUGCUGAGAUCAAGAUUGCAAUGGAGGAAAAUGAGAUUGCCCAAGUUGAAAUAGAAGAGGCCAGACAGAAGUAUCAAGUAGUAGCAGAGAGAGGUUCCAUUCUAUACUUCGUUAUUGCUGACUUGGCCGGUAUUGACCCUAUGUAUCAGUACUCUCUACUAUAUUUCCUAAGACUGCAUAACUAAAUUAUAAGUUAAAGUGAAAAGAAUGAGGAUCAAGCAGAAAGAAUAAAGAUCUUAAUUAGAGAGAUCACAUCUAUCGUAUAUAAUAACAUCUGCAGAGGACUCUUUAAUAUGCAUAAACUAAUCUUCUCAUUCAUGAUUGCUACGAGAAUACUGCUACAGUCACAAGAUAUCUCAAUGGCUGAGUGGAAUCUAUAUCUUAAAGGUGUAAUGAUAGAUGGAGAUAUAAAAAACAUUAAAAAUCCAGAGCCAAGUGAAAUUAGUGAAAAGACUUGGAGAUUCGUGCUAAACCUGGAAGGCUAUAAUGAAGCAUUCUAAGGACUGCCAGAGAGCGUUGUUAAAGAUUAUAAACAAUGGAAAGAAUGGUUCACUUCCAAAGAGCCACAUAAUAUGGCCCUUCCAUGCCAAUUAGAAGAGAAACUUUCCAGGUUCUAGAAACUAUUGAUAUUCAAAGCAUUUAGAGAGGAUAAAUUGGUAUUCAAGAUGAGAGAGUUCGUUGAACAAGAACUAGGACACUCUUUCGCUCAUCCUCUACCAGUUAUUAUGGACGAGGUAUUCAAGGACUCAGAUAACAAGACACCAAUCAUCUAUGUACUCUCACCAGGUGCUGAACCCACAGCAUUGUUCUUGAGAUUCGCCAGAAAGAUCAAAGGUGAUAGCUUGGAUGCCUAUCAGAUCAUUUCACUCGGUCAAGGUCAGGAUAAGUUUGCCUUGGAAUGCAUCGAAAAAGGAUGCAAGACAGGUACUUGGGUACUGUUAUAGAACUGUCAUUUGUACAAAUCCUUCAUGCCCAGAUUGGAGAAGGAGGUGCUAGACAUUAACGAGAACUCAGGCAGCAUUCAUUCAGAAUUCAGAUUGUUCUUAACCUCUAUGCCUUGCAAUUACUUCCCAGUGUCUGUUCUAUAGAACGGCAUCAAGAUUACUAAUGAGCCACCAAAAGGCAUAAAAUCAAAUAUCAUUGGAAGCUUGACUCAAUUAACUGAAGAGAAAAUUUAAGGCUGCAAGAGAGAUGUUGAAUACAGAACUCUUCUGUUCUCAGUCUGCUUCUUCCAUGCCGUUAUUUAAGAGAGAAGAAAGUUCGGGCCCCUAGGAUGGAAUAUUAGAUACGAGUUUAAUGAAUCCGACUUUGAAACUGCAACUACCGUUAUGAAAGGUAUGCUGAAUGAAGAAUCUGAUAGUAUUGUCUGGCAGGCAUUACAACAAGUUACAGGAGACAUCGUCUAUGGAGGAAGAGUUACUGAUGAUAUCGACAGAAGAACACUGAUGAUGAUCUUGACUACUUUCCUUUCAGAAGAUGUCCUUUUACCAGACUAUAAAUACUCUCAAAGCGGUGUGUAUACUCCAGUAUCACCAGCGGAGACGCUCUUAGAAGAUCUCAUGAGAAAGGCUAAGUCAUUGCCCGAUGUCGACAACCCAGAGAUCUUCGGAAUGAAUGACAAUGCAGAUAUUGCUUUCCAACUCCAGGAAUCUCUUAACAUGAUUGAAAUCAUUCUCUCAGUUCAGCCAAGAACCAGUGGAUCAUCAGGAGGCGGAAAGAACCCAGAUUAAAUCAUUGAAGAACUAGCAAUCAAGAUUGAAUCAGAACUUCCAGAGCUGAUCACUAGAGACGGAGCUAACAAAGAAUUGUUCCAUGUCAACAAGGAAGGUCUACUGCCCUCACUUACCACUUUCUUACUACAAGAAAUGGAGAGAUUCAACAUACUAGUGACUGUCAUUGCAAAGUCACUUGAUACACUCAAAAAGGCACUUAAAGGAGAAGCUGUGAUGGGAGAAGAUAUUGACAGAAUGUAUAAGAGCAUGCUAAACAACAAAGUGCCUGACAUGUGGGCAUUCCAUGCUUACCCCUCUCUCAAACCACUCGCAUCUUGGAUUGAAAACCUUCAGCAAAGAAUCGAAUUCCUUAAGCUCUGGCUUCUCAAGGGUAAACUAGCAGCUUAUUGGCUACCAUCUUUCUUCUUCCCUCAAGGAUUCCUGACAGCUUUACUCCAAAACUAUGCUAGAAAGUACACAAUUGCAAUCGAUGCCUUGAGUUUCGGUUUCUAAUUCCAAACAUUCUAUAAACUAGAGGACGUGGAUACUCACCCAGGUGACGGUGUAUUCUUCUAUGGAUUCUUUAUGGAAAGUGGCGAGAUCAAUUCUGAUACCUUGCUACUUGAGGAUGCAGGUCCAGGUCAAAAGUUCUCAGUCGUGCCAAUGAUUUAGUUCCGUCCUGAAAAAGAUCACAAAGUAAACGAUAAGGACUUCUUGUGUCCAAUGUUCAAAACUACUGAAAGAGCUGGUACUCUAUCAACAACUGGCCACUCCACAAAUUUCGUUAUCAUGGUGGAGGUCCCUUCUAGAAAAGCUCCAAAACAUUGGGUACUUAGAGGUACUGCAUUAUUCUGUUAAUUGGACGAUUGA
Messenger RNA from Stylonychia lemnae, 12483 nucleotides. NCBI's taxonomy places the organism in Eukaryota, Ciliophora, Spirotrichea, Sporadotrichida, Oxytrichidae. The record is from the annotation of a GenBank genome assembly.